Molecule: messenger RNA, 4237 nt
Organism: Peromyscus maniculatus bairdii (prairie deer mouse)
Lineage: Eukaryota; Metazoa; Chordata; Mammalia; Rodentia; Cricetidae
Source: RefSeq, a predicted model, not a curated record
GCCGGCAUGGAGGACGUUAACUCCAAUGUGAACGCGGACCAGGAGGUGCGGAAGCUGCAGGAGCUGGUGAAGAAGCUGGAGAAGCAGAACGAGCAGCUGAGGAGCCGCUCGGGAGCCGUGCAGGGCGCAGGCCUCCUCGGGCCCGGCAGCCCGGCUCGGGCCGGCGUGUCCACCACCCCUUGCUCGGGCGCGGCGUCCCCUCGGGGCUUCCCGCUGGGCCUGGGAGCCAAGGUGGGCGGCGCGGCGGGCUCAGGCCUGCGGAGGACCAGCAGCGAGGACCUGCGGGACGCCACCUCCUUGCUGGCGGCGGGAGAGGGCAGCUUGCUGGACGAGGUGGAGCCGCUGCGGCCCGACGAGCUGGAGCGGCUGUCAGGCUGGGAGGAGGAGGAGGAGAGCUGGCUGUACUCAUCACCAAAGAAAAAACUCACACCAAUGCAGAAAUCUGUUAGUCCGUUAGUUUGGUGCAGGCAAGUUUUGGAUUACCCAAGUCCUGAUGUGGAAUGUGCUAAAAAGUCUCUUAUCCACAAACUUGAUCAAACUAUGUCAGCUCUCAAGAGGCAAAAUUUAUACAAUAAUCCUUUCAACUCUAUGAGUUAUACAAGUCCUUAUAGCCCAAAUGCCAGUAGCCCUUACAGCAGCGGCUUCAACUCUCCAUCCUCAACACCAGUGCGACCUCCUAUAGUCAAGCAGCUUAUACUUCCUGGAAAUUCAGGUAACUUCAAAAGUUCAUCAGAUAGAAAUCCUCCACUCAGCCCUCAAUCCUCUAUAGAUAGUGAGUUAAGUGCUUCAGAAUUAGAUGAAGAUUCAAUUGGAUCCAACUAUAAGCUAAAUGAUGUAACUGAUGUGCAGAUUCUAGCCCGGAUGCAGGAAGAAAGUCUCCGGCAGGAAUAUGCAGCCACCACCUCCCGGCGCAGUUCUGGUUCAUCAAGCAGCAGAAGUGAUUCCAGUUUCCAAGUGCCAAACGGAGGGGUGCCUCGGAUGCAGCCUCAGGCCUCAGCCACUUCUCAAAGGCUGAAAAAUUUGCCUCGUACUUCCCUCAAAGCCAAACAGUUGCUUCCAACUUCAUCUACCAAAAGAGUACCUUCUCCAGGCAAGUUCCGCUCCCCUGCAGCACCAUCUCCGUUGGCUCUUCGGCAACCAGUGAAAGCAUUUAGUAACCAUGGUUCUGGUUCUGGUAGCCAAGAAAGUACACAGUUCACACAAACCACCUCCUCACCUGGGCCUCCCGUGGUGCAGAACCCAGUCCCAGCAAACCCUUCCAGCAAUAUCAACAGCGCCACUCUAACCAGACCUGCAGGGACAACUGCCAUGAGGAGCGGCCUGCCCCGGCCGAGCGCCCCUUCUGCGGGGGGCAUCCCAGUGCCUCGCAGCAAGCUUGCACAGCCUGUUCGCAGAUCCUUGCCAGCUCCGAAGACCUAUGGUAGCAUGAAAGACGACGGUUGGAAAGACGGCUGUUACUGAUUGGCAGAGACAAGAGCGCAGAGGUCACAGCUUCACGGACACCUUUCACCAGGCUGAAACCAACUUUUAUACGCAGACUCUGCAGCUAAGACUCUCGGGGUUGUCCAGCCCCGGCCCUCUCUGUCUACAAUAGCACAAACUGGCAGAGAUGACGAAGCAGCACUUUAUCCCACGUAACAUCCGAUACGUUUGGUAAUCAUGCAAUCACUCUCCAUGGAGUCACUCUUAGCUUUGUUCACUAGAAACACGGUUCAUUUUUUAUUGUUUGACAGAGGCGGCCACUAUCUGGGCAAAUACCUAAUGGAUGCCAAAGAGAAAUGCCCAUUUGUAAAGAGAGUACUUUUGUACACGGGAAGGUGGUGAAUUCAGGCUGUCCAAAACCUCACGUUCAACCUACUUUACUGUACGAAUAGUAUCAAUAAAUACUGUGUUAACAAGAACUAAUAUUCUGACUAAUUAAAUUGUUUUAUUAGUCCUUCAGGAUAGAGUAAAUUAUAAAGAUUGGGAGGGAGAAAGGAACGACCUGAGCUAAAGACUUAAAACAUGCUACCUGUGUUUAAGAGAGUUUUAUAAAUUACUUUUGCAAACUCAUUGGAAAAAUUAUCAUUCUUUUAAAUCAUACAUUUUAGACAUAGUUUACACAUAGCCACCGCCAGGUGGUGUCACCAUGCACGCCCACCGGGUUGCAUCAACAUCUCAGACUUCUAUGUGCUUGUUUUGAUUGCCAAAAGGGCUCACUAUCGGCUACACAGUCUUCUAAACCUUACACUUCCUGGCUCAGGAAAGAUGGCCUUUGCUCUUGAAGCCAACUUCCUCACAUGCUCUUUUCUGUCACAGAACUAAAAGAUCUUGUUCCCAUGACCAGGUUUCUAUGAUGUGGAAGAACAAGUUGUAUGUGUCUUUAUUCUUGAUAAAACAACACCUCCGAGCUUACAAGCUGGAAUGAAAGCAUACUGCAAGAGGAGGGGAAAUCUAUGCAUUUAACUACAAAGUCUCUGGUGAUGACCGCUGCAUUGCUGCUCUUAAGUGGUGUAACGGGCUGUUAUGUGGUAGUCGGUCCACUUCAAGCUGAAUAACUGUGUGAUGUAUCUUUAAAAUACUGUCCCUUUUGACUUAGAUUCUGCCUUACAUCAAUGUUUGCAUUGUUUGGUAAAAACCAUCCGACUCUUAAUUUGCUAAAUUACUUGCUGUCUAAUGACACAUGCGUGUAUGUAUACCCUUGAAAUCAACUGUUUCGGUUUUAUUGGAUUAUUACCAAACUAACUCAAGCUGACUUCUCAUUUUUGAUAAUGGGGUCUGUUUUUUAAAUACUUAGUCUGAACAUAUCUAAAAUAUUGGCAGUUGGGUCACAUAAAGGUGGAGGGAUUUGAACACGUUUCCUGUUAGUAGAGGAUGUUCAGAAAGUUGGAAGUAGAAAUGGAAGGAAGGAAGCAUCGAGUUGAUGAUAACAAAGACCCAGUCUGCCAGACUGAUGCUCCACCAGCAGGGAGACCUUCAGCUAGCUAGCAGGAGCAGCCGUCAGUGCCGGUGGGAGCUGGAGUGUAGAAUGGAAGAACGUGUAUCCUUGCAUUUGAAGGUGGCGAGAGGGAAUGGCGAGGUUGUCCAAAAUGAUGAACUAAAACUGAUGCUUUUCAGAGGAAGACGAAACGUGCUUGGUGGGAAGUGUCUCGUGUAAAUCUAAGUAACAAAGAAGUAGCCUCUGUCUCUGAAGAGUUUCAUGGCACACAGCAAACAGGUCUCUGUUUCAGUGUAACAUUUCAAAACAGAAUAAAUGCUGCAAUCUAAUAAUUUAAAGAACUUUAAUGAACCAUCUACUACAUUUUUUAAGUUAGAUAAUCAGUUUCAAAAGGAAUAUUCAGGUUAUUUAACGUUGUUUUUAAAUGGCUGCAUCAGAAAAAAUAUCUAUUUUUUUUUAAUUAAAGUAUUUCAUCACUUGUUUAAAAAUGUAUUUUGGAUCUGAGUUUGGUGAUAUUAUUUUACCUGCUGCUGUACUACCACAGACUAUUGGCUUUUAGUUUCCUAAAGAGAAAAAUUGCCUUUUGACUAGAAAGCCUUUGUGUAUUGCCAGUUUUUCUGUUUGGGAAAAUCUAAGGAUUUACUGUGGUUAGUCGUACAGAAGAAAUGUGGAUUUGAUAAACUAGUGCUUAUGAUUUUAACUUGUGUUUGAUAUAUAGUAGUAAGGGGUUAUGAAUGUUGAUUAUUUUGUGCCAACAUCCCAGAAUUGUCACUUAUAUGUCAGCAGAAAACUAUGACCUCUGCUUCCAAAGUUAUUUAAUUUUCUCAGUGUUUGGAUGUUAUUUUUUGUAAGUGUGUUAAUAAAAGUGUAAAGAAUUGGAAAAAUAUAAAUAUUCUUAAGCCUUUGCUGGAUCAUUUUUCUACAAAACUUGUUUGUAUAUUAUAAAACCCUCUGAAGAGUUGACUUCUCAGUUUUCAUACCCUGGAAAUCACAUUUUGUAAAACUGGGGACCAUUCAUAAUUGUCAGAUACUUUUUUAAAUUAUCUCAGAACAUCACUUUUAUAAAAAAAAGUUUUUUUGAAAACAAAGAAAAUUAAAUACAUAUGGCCCCAGGUGUUUGUAUAACUCUAGGAUGGUCUCUAGACUAUGUAUGUUUAAAUUGACUUUAUUCAUUGUACAGGUGUUCAGUUUUGACAGUAUGAUGCAUGGUCCUUUUAGAUCACAUGGAGUUUGAUUUGCAAACAUUUCUAUAGCUGAACUUGUAAUAUGUGGUUGCCUCCUUAAUAAACAGCCUGACCAUAAUGUUUACUAUUAAAUCUA